This is a messenger RNA of Didymosphaeria variabile, 768 nucleotides long. RefSeq lists its product as uncharacterized. Gene Ontology annotation, molecular function: acyltransferase activity, transferring groups other than amino-acyl groups. The record is from RefSeq and is a predicted model, not a curated record. The transcript has 2 exons. Bases 1 to 768 code for a protein of 255 amino acids. Lineage: Eukaryota; Fungi; Ascomycota; Dothideomycetes; Pleosporales; Didymosphaeriaceae.
AUGCGCGUGCGACCUGUAACAAGGGAAGACCUUCCCGAGAUUUUCGAGAUCACCCAUAAAGCAUUAGAGAAGGACGAAUUCUUCGGUUGGUUAAAUCCUGGACGGGACAAGUACCCGGGCGACCAUAGAAGAGAUCAGAGAUUACAUUUGCGCGCUCGUUUUGUCAGUCUAGGGCAACAUGGCUACGUAGUAGCGACAGAAAAAGGCGAUCGUGACUGGAGUGGUAAAUCAGAGGUCGCAGGUUUCGUGUUCCUGAUUCGAAAGGGGACGGAUGAAGCAAGCAAAAAAUGGCGCACAGAUACGCUUUUCAAUAGAUUCGAAAGAAAACUUCUGGAGUGGGAGAUGUGGUAUGACUCCAAGUUUCUGAACCGCGCAGAAGAUCCCAAGCGGUUGGCAGAGUACAUCAAGAUGGAGCCAUGGAAUUCCUUUAAUGUACUCGAUCCUCGCUGGCAUAUGGGACUCAUUUGCGUCUCGCCAAAGUUCCAGCGCCGUGGGGUCGGUAGCAUGCUGGUUCAGCACUCACAGAGAUUGGCCGCGGACGACAAAUUGCCUUUAACAUUGGAGGCCAGUAUCGUGGGGAGAAAGCUAUAUUUGAAGAGCGGCUUCAAACUGGUUGGCGAAGCUAAACUUUGUGAAGAGUUUACUGACGGUCUGAUGGUUUGGGAACCGGUUGGGAUGGAAGGAACAUGGCUGGAUGCAUUCGAUGGCGAUACAGCGAAGAUGAAGAAGCGGAGAGAGUCCAGUCCAAGUGCGAUUGCACGUACAUAG